AAUAUUUAAAGGAACUCGUCCCUUAUUGUCAAAUCUAAUUUCAUUCGUUUUCCCACUUGCGCUGAAUUUGUGUGAUGGAUGGGGACGAGGCGUUCGCAGUUCGGUAGCUUUCACAGAGCUGUACCUCAAGAAUUGAAACAGAAGUUGGCCGGAAGAGCCAGUGGCUUGAUUUUUCACUCUUGUUCCCUUUUAUACUCAUAAAACCUCUCUCUCAAUCUCGGGACGCCACGUGUUUUUCUGGUGGAAGACUUCUCUUUCCAGAGGAUUUGAGACUGAUUGCAGAUAAUCAAGAGAAGAUGCCUUCUGCCUCCUGUGAUUCUCUCCUGGAUGACAUAGAAGAUAUUGUGUCACAGGAAGAUUUAAAGCCACAAGAUAGGCAUUUUUCACGGAAGCAUGUUGUUCCAAAGGUGCGAAAGCGAAACACCCAAAAAUAUUUGCAAGAUGAAAACAGCCCACCGAGCAAUAGCACUAUUCCAGGCAUACAGAAAAUUUGGAUGCGAACAUGGGGUUGUUCUCAUAAUAAUUCGGAUGGAGAAUAUAUGGCUGGACAACUAGCUGCUUAUGGAUAUGAAAUUACAGAAAAUGCAUCAGACGCAGAUCUAUGGCUCCUGAAUAGUUGCACUGUAAAAAACCCAGCUGAAGACCACUUUAGAAACUCCAUAAAAAAAGCUCAAGAGGAGAACAAGAAAAUUGUGCUAGCUGGAUGUGUUCCUCAAGCCCAGCCUCGGCAGGACUACCUUAAAGGACUGAGUAUCAUCGGGGUUCAACAGAUAGAUCGAGUGGUAGAGGUUGUGGAGGAAACCAUUAAAGGUCAUUCUGUGAGACUACUUGGUCAGAAAAAGAAUAACGGAAAGCGGUUGGGUGGAGCGCCAUUGGAUUUGCCAAAGAUCAGGAAGAAUCCACUGAUAGAAAUCAUUUCCAUCAAUACUGGGUGUCUCAAUGCGUGUACCUACUGCAAAACUAAACAUGCCAGAGGGAAUUUGGCGAGUUAUCCAAUUGAUGAACUAGUCGAUAGAGCCAAACAGUCUUUUCAAGAGGGCGUCUGUGAGAUAUGGUUGACCAGUGAAGACACGGGGGCUUAUGGCAGAGACAUUGGCACCAAUCUCCCCACACUGCUGUGGAAACUGGUCGAAGUGAUCCCUCGGGGAGCAAUGCUGAGGCUUGGCAUGACGAAUCCCCCCUAUAUUUUAGAGCAUCUGGAGGAAAUGGCAAAAAUCCUUAAUCAUCCCAGAGUCUAUGCUUUUCUGCACAUACCGGUCCAGUCUGCCUCUGACUCUGUACUCACGGAAAUGAGAAGAGAAUACUGCGUGGCCGACUUCAAAAGAGUGGUGGAUUUUCUGAAAGAGAAAGUUCCUGGAAUAACUCUUGCCACAGAUAUUAUCUGUGGUUUUCCUGGAGAAACAGACCAAGAUUUUCAAGAAACAGUGAAACUCGUUGAAGAGUACAAAUUCCCAAGCCUCUUUAUUAACCAGUUCUACCCAAGACCAGGGACUCCUGCUGCAAAAAUGGCACAAAUUCCAGCACAAGUGAAAAAGCAAAGAACAAAAGAUCUCUCUCGGGUAUUCCAUUCUUACAAUCCGUAUGAUCACAAGAUUGGUGAAAGACAACAAGUGUUAGUGACAGAAGAAUCUUUUGAUUCCAAGUUCUAUGUCGCACACAAUCGAUUCUAUGAGCAGGUUUUAGUGCCAAAGGACCCCACAUUCAUGGGGAAGAUGAUCGAAGUGGACAUUUAUGAAUCAGGAAAACAUUUUAUGAAAGGGCAGCCGGUAUCAGACGCCAGAGUAUACACGCCAUCCAUCAGCAAACCAUUAGCGAAGGGAGAAGUCUCGGGUUUGCCAGAGGAACUCAGAAAUAGGCUUGGGAAUCACCCGAGUUCAGUAUCCCACACUUCUGCCGUCGGGCGAGACUUCGCGAGCUCCAGGAUGGCCCUCCGCUUGCAAAAUCUCCGUCGAGACCGUGCACUGAGGGUGUCCGUGGGCCUGGCUCUGUUGGCUCUUCUUCUCGCCUUUUUUUGUCAAAAUCUCUAAUGAAAACACAACUAAAUGAAACAUUGGAGAAGAAUAAAUUUCUAAUAAAAAUCUUCAAUGAACAGAACAGCAAUCACAUCAGUACUCCAAGAGCAGUCAUUUAUCCUGGUCUCCCUGCCUCUGCUCCAGCCACACUUUUUAAUGAGGCGGAUUGUGUCUCUCGUGGAGUUGGGCCAUUGGUUAUUUGACCUAAAACCUACUAACUGUUGCCAUGGCAUAUCUUUUAAAUUAAGCUCCUUUUGGUUUAUUUGUGGCAAGAAAUGCAAGGGGUUGCAUUUUCUUUCAACCUCUUGUCUUCAAGUCAGAACCUAAUUACACAGUCAUCUUUUCCUUGUGUGGGAAGAAUUUUGAAUUUCAUUAAACCUUUAAAAAUGUAUCUUUCUCUCUCUGCUUUGUUUGGAGUCCCGGUGCUACGAACAUCUUAUUUUUCACAGCAGAUGUGUUCCUGAAAAGUUUAUAGAGAAACCUGCAUUUGGAAGCAAGAAUUCUUUUGGAAGGCACAGGGAGAGUCGCCAGUUCCGGGGCUCUCGGCGACGUUUUUGACAAGUGCAAGGAAUCCCCCCACGUCUUCAGCACCCGCAAACUUUCAAAAACGAUUUGUCUAAAACCAGCUGUGCCCCUUUUCUGAUGUUUCUGAUUGGUGACAUCAAAUAUUUAUUUCUACCUGACAUCACUGGCCUUUACUAAAUACAGUGACUUAUUUCACUGACGUGAAAGGAGUUGACUUAUUAAGCAAUCUUACGAACAUCAGAAUUUAAAUGUUACUUGGACGGUAUGGAGUCACAGGGAAAUCGGGUGCCCUCUGGUUACCAUAGGACGCUUCAUCUUUAAACUCAUACCCUGUUCAGCUCUUCUUUUUAUGUCAAAAUGUUUCAGCCUUUUAUGUCUUUCGAGGCAUCCGAAUAAAAAUUUAAUUAUGUCAUCA
Molecule: messenger RNA, 2952 nt
Organism: Leopardus geoffroyi (Geoffroy's cat)
Lineage: Eukaryota; Metazoa; Chordata; Mammalia; Carnivora; Felidae
Gene: CDKAL1
Product: CDK5 regulatory subunit associated protein 1 like 1
Exons: 16
Coding region: 297-2027 (576 amino acids)
Biological process (GO): tRNA methylthiolation
Cellular component (GO): endoplasmic reticulum
Molecular function (GO): 4 iron, 4 sulfur cluster binding; tRNA (N(6)-L-threonylcarbamoyladenosine(37)-C(2))-methylthiotransferase activity
Source: RefSeq, a predicted model, not a curated record